AGUGUGCCAAUAAGGAAUGGGACCGGAUAUGGCUAUUCUGACUCUGUACAAGGGAAACAAGCAGACACACAACAUUAAAGUAGUUUACUCUUUUUUUACAUUGCUUGUUGUGAUGAUCAUAAUACAACUCCCAUCAAAGAGUGAUCUACAGCUGCAACCACACUUCCAAUGGAUAUCAACAUCUCUAUAUACAUAGCAGUUACAGCAGGGAUUCUGUUUACAACAUUCCAAGGAGUAUUCGGGACAAAUCACACUGUCAGCUGGAAAAUCUGUAGCAACCAGAGUUAUGAAAGAGAUCGGGGUCAUGGAUCAAAAUUUCUUGUUGGCGACAUAUUGGUAUUUCGUAGGGAGGAUGAAAACGAUGUUAUUGCUCGAGUGAUGUCGAAAUCCGAGUACGAGGAGUGCAGAGCGGAGAGUUCAAAGGCGUUAAUAUACAAAAGUGGGGAGGGCAUUGAACUGAAUAAGAGCGGUAGCUGGUAUUUUAUGUCGAGGAUUUCUGAUCGUUGUAAAUCGGGAGAAAAAGUGAUGAUAAGUGUUGUGACAGGAUCUGUGGUAAGGAAUCGGAGUUUAAGACGUGGAGGAUCUGGGCAUGGCGGUGGCGGCGGAGGAAGUGCAGGGAGUGGAGGAAGUGGAACUCCAGGGGGAAUUACUAAUCCGAAAGGAGGAAACCGAUCUCGCCCAAAAGAUGAUAAUGCCGCGGCUGCUGUGUCAUCUUCUUUUCUAAUCGUAUUGCUUGGAUUAUCUUUGAUCUUGUUCAACAUAUACUGACUGUUGAUUGAUUCAUUAGACAACUUUCUCGAUCAAACGCACCAAAAAAGUUAUUCGUUUGUGUUUUCAUUCCCUUAAACCACAAUCGGAAUAGCUCGGAAGAAAGAAGAUGCCUUGAAAGAGAAUGUAGAUAUCUCCAACGCAUCGGUUGUGGAAAGAGUUGCAUGUUAUUUUCACUUUAUUGGAUAUGUCAGAUAAAGAGCACUGUUUCCUUUUGCUGCUAGCCCUUUUCCCGAUUCCCAUUGGCCAUACAGAGCUAUUAUUAUAUUGUAUCGAAUUUAAAUCAAACUAUAUUCUUAUCAUGUUUAAUUAUUUUUAAAUUAUAUUCUAUUA
Cryptomeria japonica (Japanese cedar) is the source of this 1101-nucleotide messenger RNA. Its product is annotated as early nodulin-like protein 15. Bases 169 to 768 code for a protein of 199 amino acids. Lineage: Eukaryota; Viridiplantae; Streptophyta; Pinopsida; Cupressales; Cupressaceae. Gene Ontology annotation, cellular component: plasma membrane. Gene Ontology annotation, molecular function: electron transfer activity. The transcript is spliced from 2 exons. The record is from RefSeq and is a predicted model, not a curated record.